AUGAAUACAAAAUAACCCGAAAUAGCUACAGUUUUUAUUACUCGGAAGUUUUGAUCAGAGUUCUUUUUUUAACAUCUUUGAUUAUUACAAGACUAGCCAAGAAUGGCUGAUGAGGUGAUUCUUCUAGAUUUCUGGCCAAGCCCAUUCGGUGUAAGAGCAAGGAUCGCACUGAGAGAGAAAGGUGUCGAGUUUGAAUACAGAGAAGAGAAUCUGAGGGACAAGAGCCCUUUGCUUCUUCAAAUGAACCCGGUUCACAAGAAGAUUCCGGUUCUGAUCCAUAACGGUAAACCGGUCUGUGAAUCCAUGAACGUAGUCCAGUACAUCGACGAGGUCUGGUCAGACAAGAAGAACCCCCUCCUCCCUUCUGAUUCUUACCAAAGAGCUCAAGCCAGAUUCUGGGUCGAUUUUAUCGAUACCAAGGUUUACGAACCAGCGGAUAAGAUAUGGUCAACAAAAGGCGAGGUACAAGAGAAGGCCAAGAAAGAGUAUAUUGAAGCACUCAAGAUUCUUGAGUCUGAGCUUGGAAACAAACCCUACUUCGGAGGAGAUAACUUUGGGUUCAUAGACAUUGCCAUGACUGGUUAUUACAUGUGGUUCGAAGCAUCUGAGAAAUGCGGUAACUUCAGCAUCGAACCAGAGUGUCCAACACUUAUGGCUUCAGCCAAGAGGUGUUUGCAAAGAGACAGCGUGGUUAACUCUGUCCCUGACCCUGAGAAGAUCGUUGAGUUCGCCUUUAAGAUUCGCAAGAUAUAUUGUGUCUAAAUUGCAUCCUUUUUCAUCUUUGGUUUGUGAAUUGAUUCCAUCUCACGUCUUUGUUCUCUGUUUUAUCUUUUUCAGUUUUAUUUUCUCCAAAGAAUAUUUGUUUCUUGUGACUCAAGAAAAUGGUUCUUAUUAUAAAUAAAGUAUUCUAC
Molecule: messenger RNA, 911 nt
Organism: Brassica oleracea var. oleracea
Lineage: Eukaryota; Viridiplantae; Streptophyta; Magnoliopsida; Brassicales; Brassicaceae
Product: glutathione S-transferase U22
Exons: 2
Coding region: 103-762 (219 amino acids)
Biological process (GO): glutathione metabolic process
Cellular component (GO): cytoplasm
Molecular function (GO): glutathione transferase activity
Source: RefSeq, a predicted model, not a curated record